UUGACCAAAUAUGCCACGCACCCAUUUACCACAACCAAAUGAAAAACAUAGAAAAACCUUUAGUUAUUUUGCCCACACCUGCCCCUGUUAAAUACUAAACAGCUUCAAUAAGUUUACAUCAUAAUUCCAAGCUCGGUUUAACCACUUCAGUUAGUCUGAGACCUGUACCUGAUUAAUUUUAAGAGAAAUGUUUCAAGUAACGAAACUCGGUGUAACAGGAAACAUCCCCCGUACAGGAAUACAAAGAUUUAUUUCAUCUUCCACUGUUCGGCUAAGCAAAACUGUAACCAAUGAUGAGAAACCACAAUCUGCCGCACCGACUGAAAACACAUCGUUUGUAACGAAUAUAUUCAGGGGCCAACUCGAAAGCAGACAAGUCUUUCCAUUUCCCAAUGCCUUAAAUGCUGAACAAAGGGACACUUUGGGUAUGCUUGUGGAUCCCGUGUCAAAAUUCUUUGAGGAGGUGAACGAUCCGGCAAAGAAUGACGCCGAGGAAAAGGUACAGGAAAAAUCAUUAGCCGGGUUGUGGGAGUUGGGAGCCUUUGCCCUUCAAGUACCUCAAGACUUGGGAGGUUUGGGCCUUUCAAAUACACAAUACGCUAGACUCGUAGAAAUUGUCGGAGCACACGAUUUAGGUGUGGGUAUUACUCUUGGUGCUCACCAGUCCAUUGGAUUCAAAGCAAUUUUGCUGUAUGGAACCCCGGAACAAAAAGCUAAAUACCUUCCAAGAGUGUCUUCUGGAGAAUUCGCCGCAUUUUGUCUGACUGAACCUUCAUCAGGUUCAGAUGCAGGCUCCAUCAGAACGAGGGCUGAGUUGAGCCCUGAUGGUAAACAUUUUAUAUUGAAUGGCUCCAAAAUCUGGAUCAGUAACGGAGGAUUGGCCGAAAUUAUGACUGUUUUCGCACAAACCCCCGUCAAGGAUGCCCGAACUGGCAAAACUGUAGACAAAGUGUCAGCCUUUAUUGUCGAAAGGAGUUUUGGAGGUGUCACUAAUGGACCACCAGAGAAGAAAAUGGGCAUCAAAGCUUCCAACACUGCUGAAGUGUACUAUGACAACGUCAAAAUUCCUGUUGAAAACGUGUUGGGUGAGGUUGGUGGCGGUUUCAAGGUGGCUAUGAACGUCUUGAACAAUGGCAGAUUCGGCAUGGCUGCUGCCCUGUCGGGUACUAUGAAGGCGUGCACCAAAAAGGCUGUCGAAUUUGCCACGCAACGCAAACAAUUCGGAGCUAAGAUUGACACUUUUGGUGCCAUCCAGGAGAAGAUUGCCCGCAUGGCUAUGCUGCAAUAUGUCACUGAAUCUAUGGCCUACAUGAUUUCCGGUAACAUGGACCAAGGAUCCCAGCACUACCAUCUGGAGGCGGCUAUUUCUAAAUGCUUCGCUUCUGAAGCUGCCUGGUUCGUGUGCGAUGAAGCCAUCCAGAUCAUGGGUGGUAUGGGCUUCAUGAAAGAAACUGGCCUGGAAAGGGUGCUGAGGGACUUGAGGAUUUUCAGGAUUUUUGAAGGAACCAAUGACAUUUUGAGGUUAUUCGUGGCACUUACAGGUAUUCAAUAUGCUGGAGCACAUUUGAAGGAGUUACAAAACGCAUUUAAAAAUCCAACUGCCAAUUUGGGACUGAUCUUAGAAGAGGCUUCAAAGAGGGUUGGUAGGAAAGUUGGGUUAAGUUCUCCCCCGUCAAUGGAUCAUUUGGUGCACAAAGACUUGGCUGACUCAGCUAAGUUGCUUGCCAAGAGCAUUGAUGCGUUCGGACAGUCGGUAGAAAUGGUUCUAAUUAAAUACGGUAAAAGUAUUGUGAAUGAACAGUUCAUCCUCAACAGACUUGCAAAUGCAACAUUUGACAUUUACUCAAGUGCUGUGGUUUUGUCCAGGUCAACUGAUGCAUUGAGAGCUGGCACUAAAACUGCACAACAUGAAAAAUUGAUGGCUGAAGCCUGGACAUUGGAGGCAACGCAACGUGUUGACCAGUACCUUAAGACAAUCGCCUCCGGCAAAAACUUAGACAAUUUCUCCAAGUUAUCCAGCAUUUCCAAGAAUGUGUGUCAAGCCAAUGGUAUUGUUCAGCCCAAUCCUCUGAACAUUUAAAAUCCAAAGGGCUGAAGUCUCAUUAUUUAUUUAUAUUUAAUAACAAUCUUAUUUUGAUAUACGUAUUUUAUAUAUAAAAUCUACUUGUAAAUGACUUGUUGAAAAUAAACUUUUUUUAAUAAA
Molecule: messenger RNA, 2203 nt
Organism: Aethina tumida (small hive beetle)
Lineage: Eukaryota; Metazoa; Arthropoda; Insecta; Coleoptera; Nitidulidae
Gene: Acadvl
Product: very long-chain specific acyl-CoA dehydrogenase, mitochondrial
Exons: 10
Coding region: 188-2080 (630 amino acids)
Molecular function (GO): fatty-acyl-CoA binding; very-long-chain fatty acyl-CoA dehydrogenase activity; flavin adenine dinucleotide binding
Source: RefSeq, a predicted model, not a curated record